Musca domestica (house fly) is the source of this 16574-nucleotide messenger RNA. RefSeq names its product cytotoxic granule associated RNA binding protein TIA1. Bases 2600 to 4111 code for a protein of 503 amino acids. Lineage: Eukaryota; Metazoa; Arthropoda; Insecta; Diptera; Muscidae. Gene Ontology annotation, molecular function: RNA binding. The transcript has 9 exons. The record is from RefSeq and is a predicted model, not a curated record.
UGGCAUUUGCUCAUCAUACGUAUGCCAUCAUCUGUGGUGGUUUUGUAGCUUGAAUGCUAUGUGCUGUGAUGAAAGAGAGUGAUUUUCGUCUGCGAAUGAGAGUUCCCACUGGUCGAAAUCAAUGACAGUGAGUUCAAAACAAGUUUACUCUAAGCGAAUGGUAAAACGCAACAAAAAACAAAAGCGACCGAUGUGUGACUAUUUGUGAAGACGACGAAUUAACUUCGCAUUCAGUUUGAAUUGUGUCCUCGUAAUGAAAGGAUAUUCGUUACAUUGUUGUUAAGUUGUUAUUAUUUUAUUCAAUAUUUACCACUUCAAGAAAAAAGAAGCAAAAGAAAUAGUAAAAAAUAAAAUCAAAAUAAUCGAAGCCAACCAAGCAAAAGCAAAAGUGUCACACACCAGAGCAUCCAUCCUCUUGAUUCGACGACGACGACGAUAGGCAAGAUUGAAAGUUGAAAUUCUUUGUCUCGGAACAAGAAAGAAACGAAAAGUAAAGCAAAUUUUUGUAAUAGGAAAGCGAACGACAACCAACAAAUUCAACGAGAAAACGCGACUUAGAAGAUUGAUUUCGAAACGUGUGUUUGAUUGUGUGAGUGGGCAAAACGAGAAUCAAGUAAAAAACGAAUCUGAAACGAGCAGCUAAUUAAAAAAGGAAAUCGAAACGGAAAUAAGUGAAUCCAAUCAAAAGAAUAUAAUUUCGAAAUCUGCAAAGAAAAUCAAAAAGAAGAUUUCCAUAGAUUCCAAGAUCAAAAAGCGAAGCAAAAGCAGCUAAAAUUAUCUAUUAGUGUUUUAAAAAGAAAAAGUAUUUUAUUAGCAAAAAUAAUUAAAAACCCAAAAGAAAAAACUACCACAAACCCAUUCUACAUUUUUUGAUAAAAUUUAAAAAUCAAAAACCAAAAAUCGUUUUUUCAUCUUAAUUCAUUGGUCUGUGAUAAGUGAAUGUCAAGCUAAUCAAAUUUGUUAAAACAAAAAAACACUUCGUUAAUUAAACUCUAACAAAAAAUUAAAAUCCCAAAAAAAGAAAAACUUAAGUGCGGUUUUAGUUAAAUUUCCAAAUUUUUCAAAAAUUCCAACCGAUAAGUGAAAAUUCCAAAUCAACAAACAACAAAUUGUAGCCAAAAUAUUUAACCAAAAACACAGCAAAUAAUCAGCCAAAGUGAAGUAGCUGGUAUUCAAAGCAAAUUGAGACCGUAAACCAAAUCAACAUAGGAAAAACACAUUUUUACCAAAUAUUUAAAUAAAUACAAAACACCAAAAACCGCAUUGCAAAAAAACUAUUACAAACACAUUUACACAUAUUAGUAUGUUGAUAAACCCUGAACUCUCUCGACAAGAACAACAAACAUAUUUUAAUUAACUGCCCAAGUAAAAGUGCAAAUUAUCCAAAAACAAACCAAAAUAAUUCGGGGGCAAAAGUUUAUUUAAACUUUAAUUUUUCCAAAAACAACAACCACUACUACAACAAAACUUAAAAUUUAUUUUGAAACACAGCACAACGAUAAUAUCGUGUAUUCGCAUACAUACGUCCAUCCUGUCCAGCCGUAACAUUUCGGGUUGGGUAUACACAAAUAAUUUUAUUGCCAUCGACGCGAGCACUUACCACUUUGUAAAACCACAACAUCCAGCGUGUACGGCCAGUAGUAGUCACAAGCGAAAGGGACACGUGUAACUUCGGCACACACAACCACCCGCUCGCCUGAUAUUCCACAGUCAUCAACAAUCAAACAUACAUGUUGAUCGCCUAGACUAGACCAGACCAGACCAAACCGAACCGAACCAUUUCACAUUUACCAAAAGCAUAACAUAGCGGCGGCAUACUAGUCAUCAUACGGCCUUAGCCACCAACACACAAGUAGCAACAGCAAUUCAGCCAGCCAGCCAGCAUAGCCAUUAUACUGGCAGCUUUAACCGGCAAGAGGAUAUACAUUUAAUCCGUGUGGAAAUAUCUAGUACAUGACAUACCUGGAACACAUUAACAUACGUGAACAUUAAAGUACUCACUUUGAUUGUAUGCAAAAAAGACCAAACAAAAAAACUUAGACAACACAUACACACGAACUUGUGCACGACAAAGAGAACAAAGCGUUGUUGUAUUCAGUACUGUAACCUGACCGCAAAACAUCAAAAGCAUUACAAACUAAAAGGCAACAACAGCAAAAGCAACAGAAACAGAAACCAGGCAUUGUAGCAUAGCAUCCUCGUCAUCACCGUCACCGUCAUCAUCAACAGCAGUAGCAGCAGCAGCCGGAUUUCAUUCAUCUCUGUGAAACAAAGCUUAUACAUCCGCCAUUCAAGUGAAUCUAUUGAGAUAGACACACACACACAUACGCGUACAUACAUACCAAUAAAACCAUUGAGGCAGUGAUACAAACAGAGAGACGCCACACAUAAAUACACCUGGUCUAACUUCGUAAUAGUGUGAAUAAUCAUCAUCACCACCCAUAAACGAAUCAAACACGACAACUUAGUGACGAAGAGAGUGAUAGAGCGAGAGAGAGAGAGAGAGUGCAAGCAAAUCAUCGAGCAUCGAAAAGAAAACAACAAAGAAACGAAACCCUUUGCUAACCACCAAGUAAACGAGUUCAAACGCAAAGCAAAAAUGUUGGCAAUGCCCACACUGAUGAUGCCAGCCACAGCACAAAUGACGCUUAGCAGUCAACCACUAUCAGUUGGUGCUCCACACGCUAAACCGUACGAGACUAAAUUACUGGCCAUACAUCAGACGCAUAUUACUGCCCAACAACAGCAGCAGCAACAACAGCAAUCACAUCAGCAGGCUAGCAAUACCAAGCAGCAACAGCAGCAGCAACAACAACAGAUGUCGGCCAAUAGUCAACAACAGCAGCAACAACAAGCCGCCGCUGCUGUAGCUCAACAACAGGCCGUGCAACAACAGCAACAGGCUGCCCAACAACAUCAACAGCAGCAACAACAGGCCGCUGCUGCUGCUGCGGCAGCAGCAUGCAUUGCCCAACAACAGGCUGUUGCAGUGGCCGCUGCUGCUGCCCAACAGCAACAAUAUCAAAUACAUUCGCAACAACAAUCACCACAGCAGACAUUGAGUGCAUCGCCCAAACAAGAACAAUUUCAUAUUUUUGUGGGUGAUCUAAGUUCAGAAAUUGAAACUCAACAGCUGCGUGAAGCAUUUACACCAUUUGGAGAAAUAUCCGAUUGUCGUGUGGUACGCGAUCCACAAACAUUGAAAUCAAAGGGUUAUGGCUUUGUGUCCUUUGUCAAAAAAUCGGAAGCCGAAAGUGCCAUAACGGCCAUGAACGGCCAAUGGUUGGGAUCUCGUUCAAUUAGAACCAACUGGGCCACCAGAAAACCCCCGGCGAGUAAAGAAAAUGUAAAACCCCUGACAUUCGAUGAAGUUUACAAUCAAAGUAGCCCCUCAAACUGUACCGUCUAUGUUGGUGGUGUCAAUAGUUCUCUCACCUCCUUGAGCGAAGAAAUAUUGCAGAAAACAUUUUCUCCCUACGGUUCAAUACAAGAGAUACGCGUAUUCAAGGAUAAGGGUUAUGCAUUUGUAAGAUUCUCUACAAAAGAGGCUGCCACCCAUGCAAUUGUUGGCGUUCAUAAUACCGAGAUCAAUGCCCAACCUGUGAAAUGUUCUUGGGGUAAGGAGAGCGGUGAUCCCAAUAAUGCCCAAUCAUUGGCCAGUCAGGCUCUGAAUCCAGCUGCGGCCGGAUUUCCCUAUGGCGUUGGAGCUGCAGCUGCCGCCGCUGCUGCCUAUGGACAACAGUUGGCCGCCACCGGCUGCUGGUAUUCACCAACUCCCACGUAUCCUGCUUCGUCGGCCACAGCUGCUGUAACACCUGCUGCCUCAGCUGCGGUACAAAAUCAAUUUCUGCAAGGUAUUCAAGGCUAUCACUUUGGGCAGUAUGGUGGUUAUCAGCAAGGCUAUAUGGGUAUGGGCGUCCAAAUACCCACAACUUGGCAAGGCGUUGCUACACAAGCCCAAAUAUCUCCUGCUCAACAGUUGGCGACGGCGGGUGUUGCCGGUGCUGCCAUACCUCAGGCAGCUGGUGUCGUAGCCUACCCCAUUCAGCAAUUCCAAGUUAGCCCCCAGUUACCAGAAGAUGAAUGGUUAGCAGCAAAUUUAUUAUGUUAGUUUUACACAGUCGGUUAAGGAAGAGCAGGAAGAAGAAGAAGUAAAAAUUAAAUGCAGUUAUUUAAGAAAAAAAUGAAACACAAAGAUACCAAACCCAAAAAAAAUAAUAAUAAUAUAUUCAUAGAAAAUAACAAAGAAAUUAGAGAAAACAUUGUUAAACCAAAAAACCCAUACACACACUUACCUACAUAGACAAAAAUAAUGGAGAUGAAGAAAAAACAAAACAGAUAAAGCAGAAAUUAUAUAAAACUAAAAUAAAGCAAAGCAAAAAAGAAAUAGUUUAGAAAACAACUAGAAAUAACUAUUAUACAAUACCAAAAUAUACACAUACACACACAUUGAAACAAAUGUAGCUAAAAAAAAAAAAAACAAACAAGAAGAAUAUAUGAAUGAAAUCUUACCAACAAUAAAAAUCAUAAAUAGGGAAAUACCAAAUUUAAGUUAUGUUUUAAAAUGAAAAAAAAAAAAACCAACAAUCAUUCACACACAUUCAUACAUAGUAUACGUAUACGUAUACUCCCAUAUACACAAUGACAGCAAUAACAAAAGAUCCAGUAAAGGAUAGAAAUAUAUAUAGAUGUAAUUCCCAUAAAAUCAACAUAAAUACAGAUGUAAUGUAAUGUGAGCAAACACACACACGCAUACAAACAUCUAAAAGAAAAAUAGAAUAAAAGUCGGUGGUAAUAACACUUAUACACAUACACGUAAAACCCAUACAAUUAUACAUAAACAUAUAUAUAUAUAUUUACAUAAAUAUUUAUAUAAGUAAUUUAGAUAUUAUAGUAUGAUUAAAAACAAUUUCCAUAUAGGGUGCUCCAAAAAUUAAUGAACAAAAAUGAAAGGUGUACUAGUGAUAGCUGACAGCGAAGGAUAUCGAAAAAAUUAUAUUACUUGGUUUUCGAUUUCGAAAUCUGUAUAAGGAAAACAUGGGUGUUUAACUACUGCAAAUGACCAAUUGGCAAAUUCUGGCAAUAGAGGACCUCGAAUUGGCGUAACCAUCUUUAUGUGAUAACUACAAUGGAAAUAAAUUCAGAUCUGUAAAACGGUAAGAAUCGUCUCAAUUAAUAGUAAUAAUGGGCGUAGAGAAAAUUUGUUCAUAUUUCAACAGUUCACAAUAAUUGGAUCUAAUAUUAUGGGGCUUUUGAAAAUUUCAUUGUGAAAUGAAGACAUCUCUAUGUAAAUUUAAUAACUUUUUACUUCAAAAUUUUAUAAAAAAUAUCGGUCCAAGGAUUUAAGUAAAAUUUUCGGCUCCUGAUGUGGGAUGGAAAAAUUCCACCUGAAAAAUAUAACAAUGCCAAAAAUAGAUUUUUUUUAGAUUCAUUGGAAUUAAAACGGGACAUAUUGCUUUUCGAAUAGUCCCCAUAUUUGCAUCAAUCCCAAUUUAAGUAUUUUUAUACCCUCUACCAUUCUAUGGAGGGUAACUUUGUCAUUCCGUGUGUAACUAUUCGAAAUGUUUAUACUAGACCCUAGAAGGUAUAUAUAUUCUGGAUUAGCGUGAAAUUCGAAGACGAUCUAGCGAUGUCCGUCUGUCUGUCUCUCCGUGUGUUGUAAUCACGCUAUCUUUCGAACGAAUUGAGAUAGAAGGCUAACAUUUUGCAUACAUUCAUAGUUUACCAGUAGGCAGGUUAAGUUCGUAAAUGAGCCAUGUCGGUCCACGUUCUCGUAUAACCCCCAUAUAACGGCACCUCCCGAUAUUCGGUAUUUUGAUUAUCUAAGCGAAAUUAUUCACCAGAGUUGUUUCAAAUUUGGUAUUUGAAGUUUGUAAUGGGUACUACAGCCUAUGACAAGAAAUUUCGUAAGCAGGUCCACAUCUUCGUAUAGUCUCCAUAUAACGGUUUUCAUUUAAGUGGUAGUUUCCGAAAGCUUUUGAAAAUUUUUCAAGUUCCUUCCAAACGGUGGAGGGUAUUGCAAGGAAUAACCAUUAUAGUUGAAAACAAAACCUAAAAGAACCAUCUGUUUAUCAGAAGUUAGAACACCACUUCGUGGAACAUGUUCAACGUAGGUCUAUGUUUCAAUCUAGCGCUCCUGCAUAAAAUAAGCUACUGAUUUUAUUAAUGUCACGGAUUUUGGAGAUUUCAAAACUGAUAACGGAAGUGUUUUAAAAUUUAAGUGUUGGAACAAGAUCAAUGUGUCCCGAACUUUUGAAUUAUUUUAUAUAUUUCUAUUUUGGGGGCAAAACAACCGAUUACGGCCACUUUCUUCAACUUUCUGUGUCCCCGAACUUUUGAAUUAUUUUAUAUAUUUAUAUCUUGGGGAAAAACUACCGAUUACGGCUACUUUCUUCAACAUAUUAUCUCAGGAAAUCUUGUAGAUGUGCCGGAUUAUCGGCCUUUGAUAAUUAUAUCGUGAAAUCGGAGGGUGAACCGAUCAUAUUAAUUCAAAUACGCCAUCAUAAUAAAAAUAAGGAAGUUUACUCUACACUCAAUUGUUUUUUGUAGAAGCGUGAACACUCCUAUACGAAAAGUGAGAAUCGGAAUCACGAAGUUCGAACUAGAGUAAGAGAAACAAAUACAAAGAAAACUACCAGUACAGGCGAAAAUGCUUGUUUGCUUGUAACAAAAACAAGUAAAAAAGUAAUUAACUCGGCCAGACCGAACUUUGAUACCCUCUACCAUGGAAAAUAUGGUGUCAAAACGAGGAUCUAUAAAUUAAAAAAAUUGAAAAUUCCACCAGAAUACUGAGUAUAGAUUGGUGCUAUGGAAAUAAAACGAGGAACCUCAUUUUAUAACCAUAGUACGAGACGCAAGAGAUUUUUACACAUUUAAAUGCUGGAGUCCUCUAACGGUAGCUAUUUGUGGGCUUCCAGCCAAAUAUAAAGAAAGCACGCUUGAAUUCCAUCACGAAUAACUUUUUUUCUGGAAAAAUCUCACCAAAAUGCUUUUGUACGCUUCUAAACAAUAUAAUGAGCUGUCACUGGAAUAAUUUUAACAACUAUCAGACGAGUGGUUAGAAAUGACAGCAGUCUGAAGUUGGUUGCAGUUGUAUAUCAACAACUGUUUGAAAGGCAUUACAAACUUAAUUUAAAAAAAUCAGAAACAAUUGGAAAGCAUUCAGUAUGCUGGACAUAGGGAGAAUACUGGUAUAUGGGGGAUAUACCACAAUGUGGACCUAUCCUAACUGUUUGUUGCAAGGCGGAUCAGAACCCGUUACCGCUUUGAAAAUUCCGUUCCGUUGAAAAUGUGCCGAAAGUCGUCAAAACGCUUAAAAUGAGGUGUACCGUUAUAUGAGGCUAUUCCACAAUAAGAACCUAGCAAGGUCCAAAUAUUUUCUUUUUAAAAUUGUUCAUUUCACAUUUGCCUAUAUCAAGAAUUGAGUCCCAGGUCUCACAAGCCUAAAUAUGAACUGAUGGUGUAAAAAUUAAAUGUGUUAAAAUGCAAUAGAUAUUAUCAACCACCUUAGUGAGAAAUGAAGAUGAGAAAUUGUUUGCAAUGACAGAUGACUGAAUGAAAUCAAUUUAACCAACUGAAACGAAAAACUUUCUUAAAUCCCAAUGUCAGCUACCACUGCUCAUUUUUUCCUACGGCUUUCAUAUGUUUUUGUACAUUCACUUUUGUUGCACCCCAUAUAAAAAUAGUAUAUACAUAUGUAAACAGUUUCAAAUGAAACAAACGAAUAAUAAUUACCAAACAAACACAACCAGCUAUGAAAAAUUAAUUAAAAAACAAUCAACAUUCCAUCGAAUGAUAUUAAUAAUUAAUAUUAUGAUUAUGAUAACCUAACGGCGAUUAUGAUGAUAAUGACGAUGAAAGCCCAUACAAUUCUGGUAGUUGGCAAUGCAUUUUAAAGGAUAUUAGGAAAAAAAGGAACACACAAGCACAACAAGAGCAGCAACGGUAAAAAUAGUCAUUAAGCAAAAAUCAAAAGAACAUUGACAACAAAAUAAGCUAGAAAAUGAACAACAACAACAGAAGCAGCAGCAGAAGCAAACCGGCAACAGCAACACAAAUGUCCGCAUAAUUAUUUAAGUUAAGCAUAAAUACAUUCAUACCUAUAUGUUUUAUAGAACACUACAUAUACAACAAACAUAGGCAUACCACAUACUCUCAUACAUACAUAUAUAUAAAUAUGAAUGAAGAAAUGGCAAAAUAAGAGAAAAAUCGAAUAGCAAAGUAAAACAUAGGCAAUUGAUGAUUAGAUGAUUUGUACGUUUAGUUUAGUUGGAUAAGAUACAGAAAAAAAAAACAAAACAAAGAAAAUAGUAAAUAAUUAAUGAUAGUGGUAAUGAUACUACAAUAGAAUAAUCUACAAAUAAAUAAAACGGAAAUUUAUAUUACAGCAAAAUACAAAAAUACAUAUAUUUCUAGGCAUAUGCAUACAUAUAAAUAUACAUAGAAUAUAAUAUAUAAUAUUGAUAUGACUAAAUUAAAAUGUAAUAAGUAUAAAAAGAAAAUAAAAUAAAAGAGAAAACCAACACACACAAAUACCCUUAAAAUAUAGAUAUUAUGUACACAGAUACCACAAUACAUAGCCUAUAUGUAAAAAAAAAAUAAAAACAAGAAACGCAAAAACAAAAAAAAAAAAAAACAUUACAACAUAGAUGAAAAUCAAAACAGUAUAAAAGUAAAAAAUAUACCCAAAAUAUAUAUACAAAAUUGGUUUAAAAUAUAACUACAAAAUACAUAGGCACCUAUUAUUAUAAAUGUUUGUACAGAAAUAUAUCUUAAAAAAUGAAAGCAAAGAAAACAAAAACCAAAUAAAUAAACUAAAAAUAAAAAAAAAAACAAUCACAUGAAAAAAAAUCCCCAAUUAUCCAUGUUUAUUGCCAGAACCAUGGCUGCUGUAAUAUUAAAAGGGAGUUGGUAUGUUUUAGUUAAUGCUGGGUUAAUACGAUAUCUCUGGGGGGAGUUGUUUUAGUUUUUCGAUUUUAAAAACUUAUAUUCCAUAGAUGGGAUUUGUUUUCGAUGAUGUUCAAACCUUCGUAAUGAAAACCAUUAAACCAUUGAAAUAGUUCGGAAUGAAGUACUACUUUCUCUGCUUCUGCAAAUGUAGUCAUGAAAUUAACAUUCUGUUCAUAUUUUCAACAACAUCCGAAUUGCAUGGAAAUCACUGUUUUUUUUAUAUCCUCAGUCAUAUACGGUCAAAACGUGGCUAGUCAAAAUAACGAUUUUAGACCCUAGGUCUCUUUGGACCAAAUCCGUUUCAGGACAGUUGGUGUCGAUCUAGUCCGUCCGUCCGUCUGUCUGUCUGGCUGGUGCACACCAUAACUCUCGAAGGGAGUAUCCGAUUUGAUCCAAACUUGGUACAUCGUAAUAAUUUUGUCAAACCUAGAUCGAGUUCAGAGAUGGGCAAUAUCGGUCCACUCCAUCUGGUACCUCCCCCACAAAAGAUCGAAAUUCUCAAAAAAAUAUAUUUUCUGCACAGAAAGGGAUAUGAUAAUCCUACUUUGCUCCAUCUUUCCAAAUCCUAAUAUUUGACUCAGUUCUCGGUCAGGUGUGAAAAUUGACAAUAUCAAUUCACUCCAUCAAGUACCUCCCCCAACAAGGGGUCACAAAUUUUAAUAAUUACAACUCUUAUAAAAUGUGAUGUAAGAGUCCGAUUGUCUUCAAAUUUCUCACAUCCCAAUAUUUUUAUUAACCCAAGGUCUGGUGUUAAGAUGGAAUAACCACUCGUCCACUCGUUCUGGUACCUCCCCAACAAAAGGUCGACAUUUUCAAGAAAAAAAUAUUUUCUACACAGAAAGGGAAGCAAUAGUCCGAUUUUGCUCCAAAAUUUCAUAUCCUAAUAUUUGUCUCAGUUCUCGGUCAGGUGCAAAAAUGGAUAAUAUCGGUCCACUCCAUCAAGUGCUUUCCCCACAAAGGGUCAAAACUUGGAAUAAUUAUAAAUCUUGUAAAAUGUGAUGUGGGAAUCCGAUUGUCUAAAAAAUUUCACACAUCCCAAUAUUUUUUAUGAACUCAAGAUCUGAUGUUAAGAUGGAAUAUAUCUGUUGAUUUGUUGUGAAGGUGACAUAAAGGGUCACAAUUUCCAAUACUUAUAUUGGUCAUAACUUGCGAAACAAGUCGUAGAUUCUUUACAACUUGCUAUAUCUAAAUAUUUUUCUUUACCAGAAAUCCGAUAUGGAUAUGGAUAUAUGGCAUAAAAUUUGAUAUUUUUCGAUUCGAUUUCGAUUUCUUAAAAAUUUUACGCAUACCAAUAUUUUUAGCUGUAUUAGAUGAAGUAUGAAAAUGGAAUACUUCGGCCCGCUAUAUCUGUUACCUCUCGCACAUUUCUAAAGGAAGACAUUCACUUUCCCGAAGUAAAAAAAAAGAAUGUGGAGGUGCAAAAUAGAGAACAUCUAAGUGAACAAAUCUCUUGUUUGGCAACCUACUAUUUGACGAACAAUUAAAUAGAGCAACAAUAAAAUUUGGUUAUUGGUGUUCAUUUUCAAAAUACCAUGUAUAAAUCCAAUUUCGAGUUUUAAGUAAAUUGUCGAUUGGCCAAAAACUAUGCAUUUAAAAGUAUUUUCUCAACCUUAACUGGUUGCAGAGACAAAUAGAAUUUUCCUAGCCAAAGCAAGACAUUGCCUCCUCUCAAAACCAGAGAUAAGGCGGUGGCAUAUAUCAUAAUUUUACCGCUUGAUCUUACAUUACUCUGUUUUCCAAUUCAAUAUUCGUUAUAUUAAGAAUUAUUCAUUUUCUAAGUCAACGUUUUUCAAUAAUACGUCCUUAAAAAUACAUUAUAAAUUGAUGCUAGGGAAAAUCUGCCCAAUCGGGGAAAUCGGACUGAAUCGUUUUCCUAUGAUGAGGGAUUUUAAGCUUUUGAAAGUUUGUGGUCACAUUUUCCAGCGAUUUGAUAUUCAUACCUGAAUUAUUCAUAUUUUUAUAUAUUUCAGAGAAAUUCUAAACAAGUUCCAGCCCCGAUAUAACGGUACACUUUAUUAAUAUAUAUUAUUGUAAGAUAAUUGACAGGAGUUUUUUUCUUUUGCAACAUUCCUUUGCAAUUUGGCGAGGAAAUACUAAAAUCUUGUUCUUUUUUAAUCUCAAAGAAUAUAAUAUAUUAACAAAACUUGGGUUCGAUUUCAAAAAAAAGUCAUAAACUCCCUCCGUGAUUCGAUUUUAUCAAAUAUUGAGAAAGCCAUUUUAUACUUUAAAUGUAAGAAUUGGAGAAGGUGGUUCAGCCUGAAUGUUCAUUGGUAGUACCCCUGCUGUUUCAUAAUACUCAUUCUAAAUUGGAAAAAGAGAAGAGAUUGAGGCAAAAUAAGGGAAUUAAAUGGUAGUCCACGACAAAAAGGCUUCGUGGCUACUUUAAGAAUUACUGCAGUCUCUGUGAGAUUAAAGGGAGAUCAUGUAUUGUUUGCUCUCCCACGAGCCACAAGUCAUUGAUGAGAGUUGGACAGUGGUAGGGCAAGUGUUCGACUGUCUCAAUUCUCUCCAGCAAUCAAUAACGCCGCAACUUCAUUGGCUCUGUCGCUGCAUUGAACGGUGAUGAUACCUACCACAAGUUUAAAGUCAGGUUUCACCAUGGGACGAUUAAAAAAUUAUUUCUAUUUGAUGUGUUCAAGUGUUUGGCAUUGAAAUCUGGUGCAAAAUGUAAAACUAAACGUAAUGGGUGAGACAUUGUAAAUAGAUCGAAUUUCUUUCAUACACUUAGAUGCCAAAUACAGCCAUGAGAUACACCUGUGAAUUUAUGGUAAACUUUGAAGCCGCUGUGUAAUAUUUUAGGUCCACCGAACAAAUGAUUGGUUAAAAAAGAAUGGGACAAAAGUUGUAUAAAAUUAUGAUGGAGAAACACAAAAAAAAAAAAAAAAAUGGUCAUUUGAUCAUCGAUUUCGCAUGAUAAAUCGGUUAAAAUAGAUUGGGACAAAAUAUGGAGAAUAAUAUCACGGAAAAUUUUCAAAAACAAAAAAAAAAAUACAUCGAAUCCGCGUGAUCUAAUAUUUGUACUGAAAAUGUUCUUAUAAGAAACGAAAAAGGAAUAUAUUGACAUUUUCAGAAAGGUCUUAGAGUUAUUCUUGCAUGUGCUAAGGUAUACACAGUAUGUAUUCCCGUAAAAAUAAUUAUAGAUUUUAUCUUUUCUACUGCAAGAUGUUGGUAUAAAGAACACCAGAGAUCCUCUCAAUAACGGAAUCUCUCAAUAUUUUUUUUGUUUUCAAAAGAUUUAUGUAUUUAUAAUUACUACUUAAGACGAUGCGUUGUUUUUAGGCCCGACGAAUUUUAUUCUUUCAAGGGAUAUAAUCUAAAUAUUUGUUCCUCAUAUUUCCUUUAAGGAAAGCUUUUCUAACAAAUUAAUUAUGUCGAAAUAAAAUUUUUCACAAAAUUUAAAACUUUAUAUAAAUUAUCGAAUAACAUUACCCAAUAAAACAGACUUGACAAUGUUAAUUCGUGGUGUAUAAGUUAUGUGAACAUUUAUUUGCAUGUUAACCAUACGCCCCAUGUACCCCUUAUAAAUUCUUAUUAACCAGCAUUAAACAAAACAUUCUUGUCACAAAAUCUUAAGGGAAACAAACAUGCCCAACAAAUAAACAACAACAACAAAAACUAGAAAAUCAAUUUCCAGCAUUAAAAUCUUGUGUUUGUUGGUUGUCAUAUUUUUAUAAAAUUUUUAUUUUCAUUUCUUUAGUUCACUGCCACUAUAGAAACUUUUUUAUUUUUAUAAGAAUUUUUAUAAAAAAAAAGAUAUGAAAUCAACAAAAAUACAAAAAAUGUAAAACUCGAUGAACAUACAUCUUUUAUAUGCAUACAAAAAAAAAAAAAAAAACAAAAUAAGUCUAUUAAAAAUACGGAUUAAUUUGCUUCCUUAAAAUUUCAUAUGGUAUAUUGUUUUGUUAAAGAUUUAGGCCAAAUGAAAACUAAAGAAAUCGCAAAAAAAGAAACUAUAUAAAUUCUGUUGGAAAAACCUAUAAUUUUAAAUUACGAAUGGAAGAACAUAAAGAAAGAGUGCUACAUAAAUGUGUUAAAAUUAAAAAAAAAAAUAAAAAAAGGAUAAAAUUAGUUUUAGUGGAGAAAAAAAAAUAGUCACACAAUAUAAAUGAAACUACAACUUGAAAAUAUAUUAUUUGAACAAAUACAUAUACAAAUAAUUUGUGGAAUACCAGAAAAAAUAACAAAUAAAUAAAUCAGCAUUAAAAUGAAAUGAAUUAUAUAUUAUUGUAAAAAAAAAUACCGUAAGGCAUAAAGUGUUAUCACAAAUUACAGCUGAUGCAGAUGAAAAAAAAAACACAAACAACAACUACACUUAACUACUUGUGUGUGUAUGUUACCAAAAAAAACUUAAACUCCCUCUUAUCGCGAGGACUACAAAAUAAACGUAUAAAAAUAUACCAAAUAUUUAGCCUAAACUAGUUUUAGUACCACAAAAUAAAAACCUAAAAAACAAAACUAAAAUAUAAAUAGAAAAAAAAAAUACCAAAUAAUAAAUGUGUUUUAAAACAAAAAAAAAACCAUAUUAGAUGUAUGUGAAACUUACAUUUGUGUAAUUUGUUAAUUUAUAACAAAAAACCUACUAAUAUUUUUGUUAAAGACCGAAUGGAAAAACUUUAUACUUUUUGUUACAAGGGAAAUUCUAAAAAAAAAAAACAAAAACAAAACAAAAAAUAUACUAACAAAUAUUGGAAAACAAAACACAAACAACUAUUAUAGGCUAUAUUUGUAAAGAAAGCAUGUUAAACAUUAACAAAAAAAAAGAACACAAGCGGAGCUAAGUUGAAACAAAACACUCUAAUGUAAGCUGAAAUAAAUUAGUGGUCAAUGGCAGAUUUUAUUGAUUUUCCAAAAAUUAGUUAUAUAGCAAUAUUUAAAGCAUUUUUUCAAAUUCUAUAGAACAUUCCAAGACUUGGAAUUGGACACUCUUUGUGGAAGUGUCAUUAUCUUACUAUUGGCAAAAAGAAAAACAAGUAAAUGAGUAGUAAGUUCGAGUAACCUCCACCAUUUGGAACGAAUCCACAAAAAAAUAAAAAAAUAAAUAAAUAAAUAAAUAAAUAAAGUCCAUCAAAAAUUCUGUUAAAAUCUUAAAAAUACCGAAUAUUGGAAGGUGUCGAUUGUGGCUAAAUCAUCAAAAUACCGAAUAUCGGAAUGUGCCGUUAUAUGGGGGCUAUACGAUAUCGUCGACCAAUAUGUGGUCUACGAGAACAACGCAAUGGAGGACCUACUCAUGACUCCAAUGGACAUGAAGGUUCUUAUAAUCCUAUGCUUUCCCUACUGUUCCUGAUUGGGUGUUACCUUGUGGGUGAUCCUAACCAUUAAAAGUUGGAAAGAAUUCCCCUAACCAGGCGUGUCAGGAAUGUCCUGAGUGGUAUAUGGGGUUUUACACUAUUCUCGCCUUGACGGUUCCAACCAUGGUGCACAAUUGCACCGGGUUCGCGAUACAAUGCUUCGGCCAAUGCCUCUUUGGUUUUACCCGGAAAUGGGACUGCGGAGAUGAGAACACAGCUGAAUGUGCAGGUCGAGGGACACAUUCGAGAGCUUGGUUAAAUUGUUGGCGUAAGCCACAGCUCUCUGCCAUAUAUUGCAAUGUAGGAACAAAGUCCUCAAGGCAUCAGUCGGUAGCGCUUGGGCGCGGAUAUGUAAUCUUUGUUGACAUCUUAUGAAUUGAUUGGUCGGCUUGUGGUUAGCUUUGCGGCUACAUGGAGAUGUAUUCAGAUCUACUCAUGACUACAGUCGACAUGAGGAGAUGAAGGUUCUUAUAAUCAUAUGCUUUCCUUGCAGUACCUGCUUGGGUGUUACCAUUAUAAGUUGGAAUGAAUUCCCCCAACCAGGUGUGUCAGGAAUGAUCUGCGUGAUAUAGAAGUCAAGGGGGUUUUACACUAUUCUCGCCUUGAGGGUUCCAACCAUGGUGCAUAAUUGCGCCGGUGUCGCGAUACAAUGACCUCUUAUAAAUUGUUAGAUCGGCCAGCUUUGCGGCUCGAUUGUGGUCUGCGAAUACGAGUAUAGCGCAAUGAAGCUGUAGGAUGUGAGGAAAUUAAGGUUCUUAUAAUGAUAUGCUUUCCUUACAGUACCUGUUUGGGUAUUACGCCCAUCCAGGCGUGCCAGGAAUGACCUGUGUGGCAUAGAAGUCAAGGGGGUUUUAUACUAUUCUUGCCUUGAGGGUUCCAACCAUGGUGCAUAAUUGCAUCUGGGUCGAGAUACAAUGCGUCGGCCAGUGCCACUUUGAAUUUACCCGGAGAUUUCUUAGAAAGUCGUAGCCCUCCAUAGAGUUCUAUGAAGAGUCUCCGGCCAGACUUCGUAGUCGAAACUACCACCAGUUCGUGUUCCAUACAACACGGGACUGGUCACCUAAAAUGAGGCACGGUCAGAAAAAAGGAUGAGUGCAACAAAAAGUACCACACUGAUGGAGUGAUUGCAUAGACUUGCUGCAUGAUCAAUAGAGAGAGAGAGAGAGAGAGAGAGAGAGAGAGAGAGAGGUCCAACGAUACAAGAACCCUUUAUAACUGGAAGACUAUCAGACAUGUCUAAAGUAUACUGAUGCAGUCGCCGCCGAUGUAGUUAACCAUUACAUUAUAAGUGCCAUACUCGGAGUUUGUCUGCUAAUUUUUCAAAAAUGUUCCGCAAUUGUAUUCGUUAUUUUUUAACAUAUUUCAUAUUUUCCGAACAAAAAUGAAAAAAAUUAUAAUAAUUUAUGAUUCAGCCACAAAAAGUUAAACCUUUAAAACCACUUUACAAAAAUAAUUUUACCGGAAAAUCAUUAAGUUAUGUGCUGGCCACUAAUGGUGUAUAUAUUAAAUAAUUAUAUACACAUACACACUUAAAUAUUAUGAAAAAAAAACUUGUUGACCAAAAACCAAACAAACUAAACAACUAAAAUAAAUAUGUAUUUGAAACGGAAAACAAAAAAUAACGAAACCUUAAUUUGUCAAAUGCAAAAGAAAAAGGUUAUAAAUAAAAAAUACCGCAUAAGAAACUAAGUAUUUAGUUAUAAAUAAAUGCGUAAGCAGAAAACAUUAAAAUAAGAUACUAAGAAGAAAUUAAAAAAAAGUAUGAAUGAAAAAAACUAGUUGAUUUGUUUGUUGAUGUUUGAGCUACAUAUCAGUAAAGUAUGACAAAAAAAAUAAAAUAAAAACUAAAAAUAAUUAAGCAGUUAAAACAAAACUGCAAAAAAUAUUUAGCAAAUAAUGAAAAUGAAAAAAAGAAACACAUAUUAAUUUAAGUAAACUAAUUUAAAGAAAAGAUAAAGUAUAUUUUAAGAUGUCAUAUUUAUAUAUGGUGUAUUGAAAAGCAAAAUUAUCAGAUAUAUACUUAAACUACUAAAAUGAGAAGUAAAAGAAAAGUAAAAUAGCAGAAAACGAAUUACUAUUAUAAGAAAUAAAAAACAACAAAAACAAAAAAAUGAUACUAUAAAAUGGUGAAUACACAUUGGACAUUCUGUUGAAAACAAAAAAAAAAAAAAAACAAGCAAAUUAUGAUUUAUAAAUUAUUUUAUAUGUGGCAUCUGCAGAUAUGUUAAUAAACAAAUAUUAAUAAAGAAAUCAGAACAACAGCAACUGCAACAACAACAAAGAAAUCGUCUGAAUUCACAUGAAGAUGAUUACUCAUAUACAAAAACAAAAAACAAA